AUGCGAAACAUUGAGAUUGAGACACUUCGCUCCAGGUUAAGUCAAAGGAAACCUCGGAGGCGACGUAGCCGAAGCCCAUCCGGGGGUUCGUAUGUUGUGAAGACGUCGUCAAGGCGAAGCAGCCACCGGGUUAAAAAACACAAGACGAAGAGGAAGCCCAAAGGCGGAAAGACCGGGAAAGGGCGCAAGCAAAAGUCGAUCUACGGUGGCAUUCGUAUCAACAAUGUUUCCGGACGUCGCCAAAGACGCCGUCGUAAAACGUCGGAUACUGACGAAUCGGAUGACGACCAUGACGAUAUCCAGAACGAAAGUUCACAGGCCGAGCUGACGAAGAAAAAGAAAAACAAGCGACAGGGGAAAAAUAAGAGAUCGUCCUACAACCAGGAAGACUCUGAGGAAUAUUUGCCAGAACAUUCUCCUGAAGAAAACGAAGAGUAUGAACAAGAUUAUGAGAUGUAA
This is a messenger RNA of Acanthosepion pharaonis, 459 nucleotides long. NCBI's taxonomy places the organism in Eukaryota, Metazoa, Mollusca, Cephalopoda, Sepiida, Sepiidae. The record is from the annotation of a GenBank genome assembly.